This is a messenger RNA of Eimeria necatrix, 1790 nucleotides long. RefSeq lists its product as hypothetical. The transcript has 7 exons. NCBI's taxonomy places the organism in Eukaryota, Apicomplexa, Conoidasida, Eucoccidiorida, Eimeriidae. The record is from RefSeq and is a predicted model, not a curated record. The annotation marks the transcript as partial.
AUGGGGGAGGAAUUGCAUUAUGAGUGGUCCACCAGCCCGACAAAUAAUCGGGACUCAGGUUUACUCCCUCAGGCUACUCGGCCUAUUUCAGGGUGUGGCUUGUCAGCAGUAGGGGUGUAUUGGAAGCGUUCCACAGCACUAAAGCUGCUAGUUUACUCCACCAUCGUACUUUUGGUGGCUCUCUGCGCUCGACAUCUAUUUAAACGCCGUUCGAAUCCUGGGAGGAGGAUUGGGGAUGCCGACUUGGAUGGCGACACUUCCUCGCUCUCCUCGGACGCUGAUGAAAACACUCCAUGUGGUGACCUGAGGAAUAACAACCGUCGAACAUCGCCCGGCGUCCACGACGAGUCUCCUCCCCAGUUAGAUGCAGCAAGCACUCAAGCACCAGGAACAGGAGCAGCAGAGGAAGGCGUCAGCAGCAGCUGUGAAGACGAAGCAUCUGGCGAUGCCGCGGCAGCAGUUCCAGAAGCAGCAGGAGAUGACGAGGAUGACGACUCCAACAGCAACUGCAGCACUCCUCUUUAUGACAUUGUAUGCAGUGGUCGAGGUAGGACCAGUAACGAUGGCGAGAGCACAAGCGCCGAGCCGCAAGGUGCCCAGGCAGCUCCUGGAAGGGAAUCUGUGGAACGUAAAAUGGAUAGGCUUGGGCGUGCGAGAUGGGUAGGACCACUGGCUGGCCUCUUGGAAUCUGCUGGCAAGAAAAUAUCUCGCACAGCACCAAAGUCUGCUGUGGCAGCAAGCCCAGCAACAGCAGGAAUAGCUGGUGAGACUGCUACCAGGAGCUCAGAAGCACCUCAACCUGAGGGCGAGUGGCGUUUUAACGCGAAGUUGGCCGUAGGGGAUUCGAAGUCGCCCCACUACAAAGAUUUGCGAAAACCUUAUGACUUUCCGAACCUCAAGGCACACAACUAUGCCGAGCUACGAAAAGUACUACUGAAGCUUGCGGAAUCCAUGGGUAACCUCUGCUCUCCCCAUAGCGAACCGUUUUGCGCUACGGUCAAGGCGGACUGUGAUAUAUGCGGCGUUGGUACAGUGACUUUCUAUAUUCAGUUUGAGGAGGAAGAAAUGAAAUCUCAAAGCUCCUUAGCACAAUUGAAGGGGAAGAUAUUUUCAAAUAACCCGUUUAGCAAACGGUUUCCUGAGAGGUUUACCCGCGAUUUGUUGGCACUAACGGAAGAGCUGAUCCUCACGGUUUCAGAUCGUGCGCAAAAGACAAAAUGGAUCAAACCAGAUGCGGAGGGUGGCGCCGACCGCGACGGAGAACAAGGGGAGCGGAAGACAGAUGCACCAAUUCAAGCAGGCAGUCGUGCCGGCGGCUCUUCUGCGAACGAGCUCGUUGGCCCAAUGCGAACUGCUCAGGCGACAGUUGGAGACGCUGCAACAGCAGCUGCUUCAGACGUAGCAACUCCAGGAACCAGCAGAUGCACCAAGAGUGAAGCGUCGGAAGCGGCAGGCUCUCCCAAAGGAGUUCCCAAUUCCUCGAGUAAACGGCAUUUUGAAAAGUUGUUGCAGGGAGUGUCAUGGUUUGGAGGCGAAAAAUCCACAAGCGUGUCAGGUGAAGCACCUGCGAAAGCUAGCGUUGGCAGUGAAAGCAAACAGACCGGUUGGACGCCUGCUCCCGUAGCAGCUGCAUCGGCAACAGGCGCACAUGGUGAAGGUCGGGCCGACGAGGCUCCCGAAGACUUGUCUGAGGACGAAAUGGUUCGCCCGCAUCGAGGAGCGCAAACAGCAGAGUCAAAGCCAACACAAGACGGGCGCUCUGGGGAUGAUUCGAGCAGUGUUCAUCUUCA